Oncorhynchus kisutch (coho salmon) is the source of this 1560-nucleotide messenger RNA. Its product is annotated as hairy/enhancer-of-split related with YRPW motif protein 1. Bases 138 to 1094 code for a protein of 318 amino acids. Gene Ontology annotation, biological process: regulation of DNA-templated transcription. The transcript is spliced from 5 exons. NCBI's taxonomy places the organism in Eukaryota, Metazoa, Chordata, Actinopteri, Salmoniformes, Salmonidae. The record is from RefSeq and is a predicted model, not a curated record. Gene Ontology annotation, molecular function: protein dimerization activity; DNA binding.
AUGGUCUGAAAAGAAUACCCUGAGAACAAGGCUUGACUUUAAACAGUUGCGCGGACACGUCGCUUUCACAGGAUUUGCGGAGAUCACAUUGAGGGACAAUCUAUACUGAAUAUUGCUACUUGGGAUUCUGGAGCAAAAUGAGACGAAAUCACAAUUACAGCUGUUCAUCUGAUAGCGAACUUGAUGACAAUAUAGAAGUGGAGAAGGACAGUGGUGACGAAAAUGUAAACCUUGACUCUUCGCAUGACUUGAUGUCACCCCCGAAAACCACUCCAACUCAAGCCAGAAAACGACGCAGAGGAAUUAUUGAGAAACGGCGACGUGACCGAAUCAACAACAGCCUGACUGAUCUCAGAAGACUUGUACCAAGUGCGUUUGAGAAGCAGGGAUCGUCAAAAUUGGAAAAAGCGGAAAUUUUGCAGAUUACUGUAGAUCAUUUGAAGAUGAUACAUGCUGCCAGCGGACAAGGGUAUUUUGAAGCCCACGCCCUGGCCAAGGACUACCGCAGCCUGGGCUUCAGGGAGUGUCUGUCAGAGACGGCCCGCUACCUAAGCAUCAUGGAGGGCUGGAACAGUGUCGACCCACUCCGCGUACGCCUGGUCUCUCACCUCAACAACUACGCCUCUCAGAGAGACAUCCACACUGGAUUGACUGGACACCCUGGACAACUAGCCUGGGGCUCCGCUUUGAGGACACCCUCCGCCCACCUGCCACGCCCCCUCUUACCACUUCCCCAGGGACGGACACUAGCCCACCACAGUACCAGCAGCCCACCCUCCUCCUGCUCCAUCUCCUCCUCCUCCACCUCCUCCUCCAUGUCAUCCCCCUGUUCUACUGAUACCUCAGUGACCUCCAGACUCAGCGUGACGGCCCCCUCCGAGGCACUCAGGGUGCCCCCCAAUGACAAUCUACCCCUGGGGCUGGCCCUGUCAGUCUCAGCCUCCAAGCUCUCCCAACCACUCUCCUCCCUGUCUGCCUUGUCCUUCACUACUUUUCCCCUAGUGUCCCCGGCAGCCCUCAAUUCAUCAGGCUCCUCCACAGCCCUGAGAAAUCAGCCUUACAGGCCCUGGGGGACUGAGAUCGGGGCCUUCUGAACUCUUGUGAUCAUCAGAACCGGAAGGCAACAACUUAGAUCCCCGCCAACCUGCCUCCCCCCAAUCUGCCUCCCCCCAACCCGCCUCCCCCCAACCCGCCUUUUAUCAUGAAUAAUUAAUGUUAAAUGUUGUUGUGAGCCCAGGUAUGGCCUCCAAGGUAGGAAAGGACUGACUAUUGUUUCAUGACCACAAAACUGAUUUCAUUUGGUUUAUUAUCAGAGUGCACUAAGAAGGAUUUUGGGGUAUUUGUAGGUCAAAUAUAAUAUUGUAAAAAUAGAACUCCUGCAGCUUUGAAAGAGAACAAAUACACCUGCAAUGUAUCACAAAUAGAGUUAAACAUGAACUGGAUCUGCUAAUACAUUAGUUAUGUCUAUAUGGGAUUGUCGAACAUGCUUUAUAUAGAAAGCAACUUUGAAAAAAUGUAGUUUUGUAAUAUUUUUGUACCAAUAAACUGAGUUUGUAAGAA